UCCCACACAUAUUAUAUUAAUGCUAGUUCAUGGAAAAAAUUACUAGAACGUUCAAUUAUUUAAUGGGGUCUUAUAAUAUUGCAUCAAAAAUUGACUAAAUUUUCAACAAAAAUCAUCACUAACCACAGAUUUUAAAUUAAUUGUUUCUCGAAAAGUACUUAUCCAAUCAGGUCAAAUCCAAUGCACGUUUGUACUAUAUUAAUUGUAGUUUAUGAAAAAAAUUACUAGAACGUUCAAGUUUUAUUUGGGUCUUGUAGUAUUCGAAUAAAUUAGUUGGAAAUUUUUUAAAUAAAUUUAUAUCAGCAUGUAUUUCUCAUUUCGCCCCAAAAUGAAUUUCAAACUUGCCGCUCGUAAAGUCAAUGCAAAAAAUUGUACAGUUUUCAAAUAAUUGUUUCCCAAAAAGUACUUGUCGAAUCGCGACAAAAAAAAUUCUCAGCUGCACUAUCAUUAUAGUAGUUUAUGAAAGAAAUUACUAGAACGUUCAAUUUUCAAAUGGGGUCUUAUAAUAUUCCUUCAAAAAUUGUUAAAAUUUUCAAAAUAAAUUUUUGAACAUAGCUUGACAAAUUAGGCCUAAAAGUUGUUGGUGGUGUUUCCAGCUAUUCCAGGAAUGAUGUUGGAUACUUUCCGAUCAUUCCAGGGGGGGUUUGGAACAACCGAUGAGGGUCAUCGGUCAUUCUUAGACCCCCCUUUAGAAUGUCAUUAUGUCGUCAAUUAAUUGUUUCCCAAAAAGUACUUGUCGAAUCGCGACAAAAAAAAUUCUCAUAUGCACUAUCAUUAUAGUAGUUUAUGAAAAAAAUUACUAGAACGUUCAAUUACUUAAUGGGGUCUCAUAAUAUUGAAUAAAUGAAGUGAUGAGUUUUUUAUUCGAAUAUUAUAACAUGACUUGAUGAAUUUUGUCUAAAAGUUGUUGCUGGUCCAUUCAGUCAUUCCAGUAAUGAUGUUCGAGACUUGUCGAUGAUUCCAGAGGGAGUUUGGAACAACCGAUGAGCCUUAUCGGCCAUUCUUAACCCCGAUUUAGAAUGACAGUGGGUUUUCAAUUAAUUGUUUCUCAAAAACUUUAUCGAAUCGCGAUAAAAAAAUAUUUCUGUGUUUGUUUUUGUUCUAAUAAAAUAUAAAUGCCCACAUGCCCAAGUUGAACCAUAAUUAUAGCACCACCAAGCCAAGCCGGUGUCAGUCAGUCAAGAUGAGACGCGAUGAGACGCGUCUUUGUCGUCAGCUAAACGUAGUAGAGAAAGAGAUCGAGGAGAGUGAGACUACCAAACAACCACGACACAAUCGUCAUUGCUGGAGAGAGAUUCUGUCGUCUCAACACCAUUCUCGUCACUCUUACUUCCAUUAUUUUAAUCCACAUAGUUUUCAAUUAUAAAAAUUUAAAUUACUCUUAAUUAAUACACUUGAGACAUUUACUCGAAUAUUAUUAAAAACCAAAUUUAAAACUAAACUUCUCAUUGCUGGUGAUAAAUUCGUCGUCUCAUCAUCAUCGUCUUCACUUUUCGUCGACUGAAUAUCAUUUAAAUCAAUUCUCGAGUAUACGUUAAAUUAAUAAUUCCAGUGUUAAGUUCGUCUCCUUGAAUUAAUAGACUCUACAAAGAACAAAAUUAAUUAUCCAAAAAUUUAUUUCCAAAAAACUAAAAGUGAAAAAUUGGUUCCAGUUUGAAUGAAACAGCAAACAGUAACGAGUCAUUCUCAAUCAGUACAAAAUGCCCAAGAGGAAGAAGCAGUAUGUAAUUUCUUCCGACGACGACGACGACGAUGCAGAUCUGGACUACUAUCCAAGCGACGACUAUUCUAAGCUUUCGAAAGAAGACGAGUAGCUCUUUAAGGAGAGCAGCUUGAACAAUCGAUACAAGUCAACGUCGACCACAAGAAUGUACACAAGAUCAAACCCAGUAAGCACUCUGUCAAGUUCUGACAAUGAAGAUGGUAAAAAAGAAAACCAAGCUCCUACAUCGGGGUCAUCACAUGGACGAUCCAAGGCAAAGACAGGUUCACUUAAACGGCGUCACCGCGAUCGAGAACCCUCUCGCCCAUCACUAAUCAACAACAAAGAUGUUGCGCCACUAACAACUACCACUAUACCGUGUUCUAGUACACGAGUAUUUGAUGAUGACAAUGAUGACAAAGUCGGAUCAAUAAAUGAAGACACCGAUGCACCUGCGGAAGAAAGAAUCGUCGGCAUCAGUCAUAAUGUUCCGCAUCGAAAACGGUCCCCUUUUUUUAUCCGGACAGACAUUCCCAACCCGAUGUCUUCUGGAGUUGAGGGACCGGGGAUGCGAACAGAUUUAACUGAGCAAGAAAACUCGCCAAUACGACGCUUGUUACUAAAAUAUGGCGACGAAGAGAUUGAAUUCAUCGCACCAUCUACACUAACAAGUUUGAAUGACCCUUCCAUGUUUGUUGAGCUGUCAAUGAAGCACGGCACCGGAAUAAUGAGACAAUUGAUACGAGCAAAUAAAUUCGAAGCUUCGCACGCACCUGUUUGUUCAAGUUCACUUCAAUCGUCUGUAUCGGCCAAUCAAUCCGGUCAAGAAAAACGAGUUAUUCGUGGUGAUAAGCCAAAAAAACCCAAGCUCGGUACUAUAUGGGAGAAUAAGUGUGGAGAACGUCGCCGGUACGAAGUAAUGAACAAAAAGAAGAACAUAAACAGCUGGAAACUUUUGUGCUCGAAGUGUGACACCAAAGCAAGCGUAGGAGGUUUAUGCAAAAAACAUAUUUCAGGAAGGGAAUCGUCUACGUCCGCCGUAUACAAAAAUCCAAAACCAGGCUCUAUCGUGAUGAACAAAAUAACCAGAGUUAGGUCUCGAUAUAAUGGUAAAAGAUGGGUUGCCCUUUGUUUAAUUGAAACAUGCAAGAGCGGUAGAACUACAGGCGCAAAAGACAAACUUUGUCAUUCACAUCGUACCCUAAACAAAAGAGAAAGUAACGAUGUAAUUAUAUGGGGAAUGUCCUGGGGCGAACCCGAAUCAGGUACACCUGCCUGCACGGUUGUGAAUUUUUCCGUAGAAGACGACGAAAUACAAGCGGCUAAAAACCACGUUUUACAUUGCUGCUGUACUGAUCGCCAUUUGAAGCAUUCCGGUUACAUUCCUAAUAUUAACGAUGCGUUUGUCAUUAUGAAGAUUCCGAAUGCCUUUAAACACCCCACGAAAUUCAAAUCACGGGAUAUGAUGUGUGCCAUUCGGACGUUUGGCAACAAAAACAGCCGACUUCAUUGUCCAGAAUCUAUAAAGUUGCAGAUUAGGCCAGCCAUCAUCAAGAUCCUGCACAAAUUACCAGAACCCACUCUACAUGAAAUGAACAAAUUAGAGAGUUGGCAAAAUGAUGUUGAUUUCCAACAAUACCUGAACUCAAACCCAUUCAAAAUGUCAUCAAAACAACUUGACGAUAUUACAAGAAGAGUAAACGCAAUUAUUGACGCGGGUACUGACAACGAUGUCCGAUUAAAUAAAGUAGACGAUAGCAGAGCCAGACGCAACAACCAAACCGAGAGGAACACAGCAGAUGAUGAGGAGAAAAAAGAGAGGAAAUAAAGGAGGAGCAAAAUUAAGUACAUGUUAUUUGAUAGAAGCAGCAAUUCGUGCAUUAAAAAAAACGACAAACAAAUCUGUUAGUACCAGGUUUAAGCUAGAUAUUCUUAGGGAAGUUUUUAUUAAAAACAAUCAUAAAAUAAAUAAAAUACACGUAAAGUUUGAUUUGUGAAUGACAUAGAUAAUAGUAGUUAAAGUCAUAUAAACAGUAAAUCUUUCCACUGUAA
Folsomia candida is the source of this 3754-nucleotide messenger RNA. RefSeq lists its product as uncharacterized. The transcript has 12 exons. The coding region runs from base 1869 to 3530 and encodes 553 amino acids. Lineage: Eukaryota; Metazoa; Arthropoda; Collembola; Entomobryomorpha; Isotomidae. The record is from RefSeq and is a predicted model, not a curated record.